Kuraishia capsulata CBS 1993 is the source of this 1434-nucleotide messenger RNA. RefSeq lists its product as uncharacterized. Gene Ontology annotation, cellular component: nuclear pre-replicative complex. NCBI's taxonomy places the organism in Eukaryota, Fungi, Ascomycota, Pichiomycetes, Pichiales, Pichiaceae. The coding region runs from base 1 to 1434 and encodes 477 amino acids. The record is from RefSeq and is a predicted model, not a curated record. Gene Ontology annotation, biological process: DNA-templated DNA replication; rRNA processing. The transcript has a single exon. Gene Ontology annotation, molecular function: protein binding.
AUGGAAGAGAGCGUUUUCUACAUUGCAGAGGGAGUUCCUUCUGACAAGCAGAAUGCUGCAUCGUUUGGAAUCGUCGCUUCCAGCAAGUCCUCCAAGCAACAUGCCCAGUUUCGCCAGUGCUACUCUAACAAGGCCGGUUUUGCCUUGACUGGGACAGGAUUUGGUCAUAGGCUUUUCACAUCAUGCAAAGACAAGGCUUUGGUUCACGUCUAUGUUUGGGGAAAAGAAAGUCCAGAGCAAAAAAUGCCGGUGCCGGAGGAGCUCAAAGCACUAGACGUGUGUCUCAAAGAUGGUAAGCCAUGGUUAUUAGCUGGAGGAGGAAAAUCCGGCAGGAUAUACCUAUGGGAGAUCAAUUCGGGGCUUUUGCUAUUGGCUAAAGAUGCACACUACCAGUCGGCAACGAAUCUGAAAUUUUCCUCAGAUGGAACGUUCUUGGUUUCUGGAGGAGCAGAUUCGCGGAUUCUCGUUUGGAAGACUUUAGAUCUUUUGUCAGGAUGCAUUGGUGGAGCUGACGAUUUUUCUGUUAAGCCCCAUUGUGUAUUUUCAGAUCACAGCUUGCCUAUAUCGGACGUGUUUUUGACCCAAGGUCUGGUGGAUGACAUCAAACUGUUCAGUGCCUCUACUGAUGCUACGGUGAGAUGCUACAAUCUUCAAUCCAAGACAUUGCUCACUACAUUUGUGGCGCCUUGGCCUGUGACCUCUAUAACUAUUGAUCCAGCUCAAAGGUGCUUUUAUGCCGGUUCUGCUGAGGGUUCAAUCAGGCAAAUCAGACUUUACCAGGCCAAUGCCGAGGGGAUACUGGCUGCUGUCGGAGGAGCUGGUAGAAUCGUGACUCUCACUCCUGAUCACGAAUUGCGUGAGACGUUCACCCACCAUGCAGGCGCAGAGGUCACAUGUCUAGAUCUCAGUAUAGAUGGGAUGAGUUUAGUGUCAGGUGAUGUUACCGGCAAGGCAUUCGUCUCAGAUAUAGUAACGAAGCAAGUGGUGAGAAGACUCAAGCCAUUGAAUUCGGCCAUAACUGGAGUAAAACUUUCGGUUGUCAACUAUGAAAAAUUGGACAAGGAUUCGCGUCUCAAUGCUGAUGUCAAACAGCUGAAGGCUCUUCCUGCUCUGAAACGGUCUUUAGUGGAAGAACGUGACGUUACGGAGAAACACGAUAUCUGGGUCAAGAUCGAAGGGCCCUCAUCAAAACAGCAGACUUUUGAUCUCGAGACUUUUCUGGAGAAAACUCGUCAACAGCAACAGAGGUUUGUUAAUUGGGGCAUGGUUAAUUCCACCGUUGUCCAGAGUCAACCAGAAUUAGUGACAGUCGAGAACGACUCUAAGAGGGUUCAAGAACUAGAGGCCCAGCUAAGGACAGUUACAGAGAACUACAAUGAUCUCAGAGACAUGCAUCAGAGUCUAUUGGAACAGCAUAAGCAGACGCUUAAAUAG